Molecule: messenger RNA, 2964 nt
Organism: Capsaspora owczarzaki ATCC 30864
Lineage: Eukaryota; Filasterea; Ministeriida; Capsasporidae
Exons: 1
Coding region: 1-2964 (987 amino acids)
Source: RefSeq, a predicted model, not a curated record
AUGCUCAGCUAUCUUGCCGCGCAUGCACUUGUGCGGCAAUUCUUCAUUGCAAGCGACGCCCUGCAAGCCUUCGAUUCGGUGCCAGCGCUGGUCGACUUUUUGUGUGACCGCAUCAGAACUGCGUCGCAAGGAAAUGACGAGUGGCAACGUUGCGCUCGAGCACUCCACGAACUUCUCAGAUCGCCCGAUUUCCAACCGACGGAUGGUUCGCCGAUUCACAGGUCUCUGACGCGUCUGCUGGAGGUUCUACCGCAGCGUUUCUCAAAAUCGCUCGCGCGAGAGACUGGGUGGGCAUUCACUCUGGUCGUUGAUGUUCUUGGCAAGCUUCCCCAGAGUGAUGUAACCAACGUUGCUGCAAACACUGCUGCCAUGUGGUGGACGUCCUCUGAAGCGCAGGACGCCGUCGAGGAUGUGCUGAAGGUGGCUAUUGUCGCUGCCCUGGAGCUGACGCUGCUGCGACCCGAACUGCGCGAACAGCUGCGGGAGAAGGUUUCUUCGCUGGCCGAGCUCUCCAAGAAACCCAAUUUGCAAGCGGCCGUCCUCGAGCUACUCGCCAUUCUUUGCUACGAUUCGGCUGAGGCGCAAGAAGCAAUGACACCCGUGACCGAGCAGCUGCUUGGGCCGUUGCUCAAACCAGAUCUCCGCCAUCUCGGCGCGGCAUUCCGCAAGACAAGGUCUGAUGAGCAGCCUCCGGCAACAACUCUUUCACUACCUCCCCUGCUUCAAAAGUUCUCCAGCAACAACCGCCAAAAGCAAGCGAGCUUCAAAGUGUCUGCUGCACUCAAGCUCCUCGAGCGGCUUGCCUACAUUGUUCCGGCUGGCACAUCAACACUCGAUGAUGCGUCCUCGACGGUCAACGCUUCUGAUGAGCUCUUUGACGCAGCUUCUCGGUGGAACGGCCAGGGGUCGUUUGCCGAGGCGUCUGGACAGUUGUGCUGGAGGGUUCGUAAUAUCGGUGAGCGUACCUCGCAGCUGACCAACUCGCUGGACAGUGUGUUGGAUGCACUCAAUCACGCCACGAUUGAGCAACCUUCCGCUUCGCCAGCUACUGCGACAGGAUCAUCUGGAAACCUUUUCGUCCUCCGCCCUGGCUUGCGCGCUUUGGCUAACAUUUUGUACGCCAACCCUCCCGCUCAGCAAUACGUCAAAGCGGGUGACGGUCUGCAAGUGGUGCAGAACGUUCUUGAACUGAUGAAGCGCUCAGAGUCUACGCGCGACCAUGAGUGGACGCGCAUUGUGGUGGCUUGUUCUGACGUUGUUGGCAACUUGCUGUUCGGCGAUGCCUUGGCCCAAGGCUCAGAGACUGUUUCGAGGAUCGUUUCGACAUUGCUGCAGCUGCUUUCCCAACUUUCUCUGAAAGACGGAGCCGUGGUUGUCAAAAACGUCUGUGUCAGCACCCUUCUCAGCGCGACAGCGCGCGUAAGGCUGCUGGGCCGCUCCUCGCUCGCCAAUCUUCGCAACUGGUUGCAUCGCCGAGCGCAUGUGGCUCCAAAGCAAGAAGCGACCACUGCGGCGUCGUCCCUUUCUCUUGUACUUCUUGCGACGCUGAAGGACGCCGCACAGGAGCGAGAUUGGCUCACAGAGUGGGUCAUGGCCGCAUCAGCAUCAUUGGACGUUUUCGUCGCUUCCGCGCCCUUGCAAGGUGAUCGGGACAUUGUUGUGACAGAUGCUUUGAUGCGCGGAUGUGAGGCGCAGCUGUCACAAGAGCAGUGCAAACCUCUUUUUCCCAAGUUUGUUCGAUCGCGAUGGGUACCGCCGUCUCCCCCGCCGUCCGUCGUUGGCCUCGAGGGACAGAAUGACGCCCACGACGACGAUGAUGAUGCCACCGAAAUUCGACGAUCUGCUGGCAGCAUCCUGCACGAGCUCUCCUCAGAAGCACUACGCGUCAUGGACGAGCUUUGCCGCUCCGGUCUCAAGGCUACACUUGCUGCGCCCUUCGCGAGGAAUCUCUGUGAAGGCGAUUGGUACGAGCGCGAGACACGCGGUUUUCACGUUUCUCGUUUCGUCCAGACGAGCGUUGAGGCGGAUUCAUCCCCCGUGCUUUCGAGUGACAUGGAAGCUGCCAGAGCUGCUGUCGUUCCGGAUUUGGAUGCCAUGGGCAUUGCCGUCGAGACCCUCGCUCAGGCUUUCCGCGAAGUGCGCCUUGCAACGCCUCUCCUUCAAGCCGAUCUGGCCGAGUGGCUUUCCGCCUCGCUGGCGAGCUCGCCGUCGCUCUUGCUUCGCGAGGGCGUAUUCAACACCAUCGAGCUGUAUGGCAACUCGCGCGCUCCGGUGGCGGCUCCAUUACUUGGUAGCGGGGCCACAAAUACUUGGCUGCCUCUGACGAUUCCUUCUUCUGAAGGCAGGGAAACGCUCAAUGUGAGUGGCUACAAUUAUGAUGGCUCUCUGCGUGACUUCCAGCGCUACUGGGCUGGUCAUCCUUUAGCUGAGCUCUUUGACCGCCUUGGCGGAGACACUGGUCCUGACUGUGAGGAGCUCUGGUACCACGCCACCACGCAAACUAAUGCAGCAAGCAUUUUGCACGGUCGCUUCGACCUUAACGAAUGCCGAUCAGGGCUCACCUUUUCAAGAGAACAGGCGGCGUAUUUCAAUCCCAGCUACCGUGACGCCAUUGUGUACUCCUCCGACACACACCUCCAACCGUCGCCUGCGCUUCUCAUUUAUCGUGCAACGCGCGCGCAAAUGGCUGCCGUGGGAGAGGUGCGUGUGUUGGCGGAUGGACGGGAGUGGAGCGACUACAUUCGACUCGUCUUCCCUCGCACUCGCCGCCCCUUGCCAUCUUUUGUGGCCCCGCCGUUCGUGAUUGGCGCACAGUUGCAAAAUCGCUUGAGACUGGCUCGUGAGGAACCUACGCCUCGCACAGACGGUGGUAUGAUCCAGCAUCUACUAGCAAUCACGACGGACGCCGCAAUGGACUUUUUCGAGCGAAAACUUGUUGCUGUGAUGUAUUUGGGAUACCGCUAG